GUCCCGAGCUGGUUGCUGAGAGCAUGCUUGCGCUGGCUAAGGUGGUGAGGAAGCUGCGCCCAAAGGACUUGGGGUCCGCCUUUCAAGACAUCGCCAGGUCCACCAAGAUGUUCUUUGAAGCCGAGCAAGAGGUCCUUCGCUCUUCAGCCUUCAGCCUCUACGCAGCCCUGGCCUCCUCUGCCUCCGGGAAUAGAUCGUUCUUUGCCAGAGAAGUGAUGGAAACGUGGGUCAGCCUUCUCCUGCACCUUCGGGAUCCUGACCCUGAAGUCUCUAAAGUGUGCAGGACCACCCUGUAUCUCCGCGCUCCAUUUUUGAGGCCUGAAGAGCUGCAGGAGUGCAUCACAACAUCCGCUGGAUUGAGUGCAGCUGACCUGCAGUAUGAAGUUUGCCUUCUUCUGGCCAGAGACGCCCCGGAGAUGUUGGAGAGGCUCUGCAGUAUUGCCAGACGCCGCCGCUUGGAGAAUGGCCAGGCACUGCACGCUGAUGCCAUCGCAGUCCUAGGAGACAUCCUGGAAAAAUCAAGAGGCCUUAGCAGCUCCGGUAGUGACAACGAGGCUCCCGUUUUCAGAUCUCCAUCACCUGUGGAAAGCAGUACAGAAAGUCUCAGUGAAGAUUGAUUUGUGCAAUCCAGUAGUACUGAGAUCAAUAAAGCCUCUUCCAUGGUGGCAUUCUGGAGGAGUUGACCUUUCUUUCCUAGAGACAGGGAAAAUUCCCACUCUGCGGUCACACCGAAGCCUGACAGGAUGCACCCAUGGUGCUUGGGGAGCGGGCCGACGUCACCAUGAGGCCACUGAAUGAUCUUUGAAAUGCUCUGGUGACUGGGAGAGGUUCUAUAGGACAGUGAGAAAGUAAAUGUUGCUCUUCUCUUUGAGAAGGGCUGUAAGGAAGAUGUGGGACAGCGCAGGACACUAGGCCUUCCCUUUUCUGUUGGAGAGCAGUGGUAGCUCAGCAUCGUCUCUGCCUCUCUUCUGAGCCUCUUUCCAGUGUGGGGGUUUGUGGUCCGUCACACAGGGGCCGGAGACGCGGCUGUUGCACCGCUGCCAGUGGUACCGUUGGGAAGCACUGACUCUGAAUGAAUUGCUCCAGCAAGAUAUAUCCAUCUUUCUAAACAAAGAAUUUUACACUGUUGGAGUCAAGUACAACUGCUUCUGCAUACAGAGGAAAUGGGUCGCUUUCCUACACUAGAAUUAUAAGGGUCAUUCUCAGUGGAAAGGUUUGUUCAUCUCUCUUCACGUUGUCUAAGAACCUCCUGCUUGCCCAAAUUUAAUUACACACCUUAAAAGGAAGGUGUAUAAGAGGAAGCGCCUUCAGGAGCCGCUCGCAGGCGGCGCAGACAGCGCGGAUGUGGAGGAGAAGUUGCAUCGGAUCAGCGCAUGGAGCCAGAGGGCACCGGCCCCAGCGUCUGCCCCAGUGCCGCGCUCACCGCUGCCCGCACAGAGCUGCCGCAGCUGCAUGAAGCCGGCGUGCAGCCCGCUGCGUGUUGGCCUGCAGGGGAGAAACUGUGUGGGGGAAUGACUGUCGGGAUGGGAACUGUAGGAAUGCA
Molecule: messenger RNA, 1543 nt
Organism: Numida meleagris (helmeted guineafowl)
Lineage: Eukaryota; Metazoa; Chordata; Aves; Galliformes; Numididae
Product: protein maestro-like
Exons: 6
Coding region: 24-617 (197 amino acids)
Cellular component (GO): cytoplasm
Source: RefSeq, a predicted model, not a curated record